GCUCUGCUCACUCACUUCUCAUCUGUUGGCUGUGUCGGUUGAGUCGGUCCUGUUAGUCGCGUGGCCCGCAGCCCAUUGCAACGUUUUUACUCGUUAUUCGUUAUUCGUUUCGUGCGUGACUUUGCUCUGCUAUCCAGAUCGUUUUAUUCGUCUUAAUUGUCCGGUCAACUAAACUGAUUUGCCUACACUGUCUGCAGUUCCACUGCAAUAAGCAAAUAGUUGUGUCGAAAGCAAAAGCCGGCAACAAAAAAGAGAGUCAAUCAGCAGGAAGCUCUACAGUGAAACACAUACAGAAUGGACAACGUGGACACAAGUUUUAUACCCGAUUUGCCAACGGGCGGAGGUCUUGCAGCUUACCGCAAGCGCGCCAAUUUUGAUUGGAAGCGUUUGCGCUUGAUCUUCGAAACGGAACAGGCACUGCGCAUCAAGUACAAUGUAUGGCGUCGCCUGGAAAGUGAUCCACUCUUUGCACACGCCUCGCGAACACUGCCGAUGGACGAACAGAAGCGCCUGGCAGCGAUGCAAGUGAAUCGCAUGAAACAUUUGGAGCUGGUGCCCAAGGAAAUCGAGAAUCUGAACUUCUCGGAAAAGACAAAGUAUUUGAUGCACAUCAAUGAGGCACUGAACAGCUACUCACCCAGCCUGUCCGUAAAAAUAGCUCUGGGAGUGGGCCUGUUCAACAAUGCGAUUAGGGCCAUGGGUACGGAGAAGCAUACCAAGUAUAUUGACGCCGCCUGGAACCGAGAGGUGAUUACUUGCUUGGCCGUCACGGAGGUCUCGCAUGGCAGCAACACAAAGCGAAUUCGCACCACCGCCACCUACGAUCCCAGCUCGCAAGAGUUCGUCAUCAAUACACCGGACUUCGAGGCGGCAAAGUGCUGGGUGGGCAACCUGGGCAAAAUGGCAACCGUCGCCAUGACUUUUGCCAACCUGAUUACGGCUGACGGCGAGAACCAUGGACUGCAUGGAUUUCUCAUACCUAUUCGUGAUCCGAAAACAUUGAUCCCAUAUCCCGGUGUCCUGGUCGGCGACAUUGGCGAGAAGAGCGGCCUGAAUGGCAUCGACAAUGGCUUUGUUGUCUUCACCAACUAUCGUAUACCGCGCGACAAUCAUCUAAAUCGGACGGGCAAUGUGACGCCUGAUGGCGUCUACGAGAGCGUCUUCACCGAUCCCGGCCAGGCACUGGGCGCCGCACUAGAGAGCUUCUCGGCGGGACGUAUUGGCAUCAUGCAGGAGUCGGCCAACACCCUCUGCAGCGCGGCCGUUAUUGCUGUCCGCUAUGCGGCAGUGCGCAAACAGUUUGGCCCAGAACGUGAGGGCGAGGAGAUGCCCAUCAUCGAGUACCAGCUGCAUCAAUAUCGCAUCUUUCCCUACUUGGCUGCCGCCUGUGUGCAGAAGAUUGCAGUCGAGGAGCUGACCAACACGUAUCUGCAGAUUAUCGCCCGCUCCCAGGCAGACUCUAACGGAUUCGAUAUACUGACUCAGAACGCUGCGGAGAUUCAUGCGAUUAUCUCGGCCUCGAAACCACGCAUCACGUGGUCGGCACGCGACGCCAUUCAGGAGACGCGCGAGGCAUGCGGCGGUCAUGGAUAUCUGCGAGCCUCCAAGCUGGGCCAGAUGCGCAGCGAUCACGAUCCGCUGUGCACCUAUGAGGGCGAUAACAACGUGCUUGGCCAGCAGGCAUCCAAUUGGCUGCUGCGCCAGUGGGGCGCCAAGGAGCUGGAGUCGCCAAUUGGCAGCGUGACGUUCCUGCAGCGUCGCGAGACCUUGUUGCAGCUGCAAUUUCCACAGCUGUUGCGGCAAAGUCCAUUGGAAAGCUGGGAAUUUGCACUUAGCUGCUACGAGUGGCUGCUGUGCCACCUGAUGUCCCACACGACCGCCCACAUUACGCAUCAACUGGCUGCUGGUGUCCAUCGCUUCGAGGCGCGCAACAACUCGCAGGUAUCGGGUGCGCGGGAGCUAUCGCUGGCCUAUGCCGAGUACUUUGCUCUGAAGAGCUUUGUGACCCACGUGAGGCAGCUGAGCCUCGAGGAGUCGUAUGCGCGAGUGUUACGCGUGCUGUACGAUGUCUACGCCAUGUGGCUGCUGGAGAGCCAUAUGACUACAUUCUACGUGGGCGGUUUUGCCGUUGGCGGCGACUUUGCUGCUGCCGUGCAGCAUCGCCUGCUGCAGAGUUGUGCGCAGCUGAAGGACAUGGCUGUCAGCGUGGCCGAUGCCAUUGCACCGCCGGACUUUGCCCUCAACUCGGUUAUUGCGCGUGCUGACGGUCUUCUAUACGAGAACCUGCAAAACGAAUUUAUGACCAACGAGGGAGCCUUUCAGCGCCCUUCGUGGUGGCGCGAUGUGAUUAUACCACAGGGCCAGGAGAAGUCCAAACUUUAAGCGGCUAGUGGACAGUCGGCCAUGGGCAGUGGAUAGAGGGCAGCAAGACGUGGAGGGACAAGUGCCUGGGCAGGUCGAUCGGUCGGUCACCCAUUCUAGCUAAAUUAGUAGCUUUUGUUAUAUAGUCAUAUCGUAUCCAGGUAUUACCUCUUAUACAUACCAUAUAU
Messenger RNA from Drosophila hydei, 2549 nucleotides. RefSeq names its product peroxisomal acyl-coenzyme A oxidase 3. Gene Ontology annotation, biological process: lipid homeostasis; fatty acid beta-oxidation using acyl-CoA oxidase. Lineage: Eukaryota; Metazoa; Arthropoda; Insecta; Diptera; Drosophilidae. The coding region runs from base 295 to 2382 and encodes 695 amino acids. The transcript has 6 exons. Gene Ontology annotation, cellular component: peroxisome. Gene Ontology annotation, molecular function: pristanoyl-CoA oxidase activity; fatty acid binding; FAD binding. The record is from RefSeq and is a predicted model, not a curated record.